UAAACAAAAUGAAAUGGAGAUUCUGAUCUCUCUAGUCAUGUUUACUCUCCUCUUUUCGACCACCAAAGCAGGAGUAACUGGAUCCAACUACAGCGUUUUGGAAGAGGUUAGGGUUGGAUUGGUGGUGGACUUGGGUUCCGUGGAAGGCAAGCUUCUCAAGACUUCUUUUACCUUAGCGCUCUCAGAUUUCUAUCACAUAAACAGUGGCUAUCGAACCAGAGUCUCUGUUUUAGUAAGAGACUCCCGAGGAGACCCUCUCCUUGCCCUUGCUGCGGUUAGAAAUCUUGUCAAGAAAUCAAGAGUGGAAAUCAUUGUUGGUGGUGCGCAAUCAUUACAUGAAGCAAAGCUUUUUGUGCCGAACUCGUUGUCUUUGAACAAACACAAUCACUUUAUCCAAUGGACUCAUGAUACGGUAUCAGAGGCAAAAGGAAUUGCGAGUCUCGUGCACGAUAUCGCUUGCGUUCUAGCAAAUGUUGUAGAGAAGAGAAGUCUAAGAGAUAAAGCAACACGUAGUAGUGCUGCCGAAGCCUCUUGGAAUGUGUCAGAUCUUGUAAGGCUAAUCAAACAUAGUAGAAGAUUCAAUGGUGGCACCCAAAUCAACUGUGGUCGUUUUAUCAAAAGAAGACGCAUCAUUUGGCCUGGUGGAUCUGAUAAAACCCCACCAAGACACCGUUUCCUGGCAGAGGAUGGUGAAAACAAGAAGUUGCUUAGGGUCUUAGUUCCAGCAGGAAACAGGGUCCCAAAUCUUGUGAGGGUGAGUCCUGAUCCUGAAACUGGUGUUGUUAUUGUCACUGGAUUAUGCAUGGAGAUUUUCAAAACUUGCAUGGAUCCUCUUAAGUACGAGAUGGAGUUCAUACCUUAUAAUGGAAGCUAUGACAAUCUUGCUUAUCUACUCUCUACUCAGAGAGACAAAUAUGAUGCAGCAGCUGGUGAUUUAACCAUCACUUCCAACAGAUCUUUAUAUGUUGAUUUCACAUUGCCUUUCACAGACAUUGGUAUAGGAGCCCUGACAUUGAAGAAGAAGAAACAUGGCAUGUGGACGUUCUUUGACCCUUUUGAGAAACCCUUGUGGCUAGCUAGUGGAGCUUUCUUCAUCUUGACUGGGAUGCUUGUUUGGUUGGUUGAACGGCCCGUUAACCCGGAGUUCCAGGGCUCUUGGAAACAACAACUUGGUACAAUGUUAUGGUUUGGAUUCUCUACCAUUGUAUUUGCUCACAGAGAGAAACUGCAAAAAAUGUCAUCAAGAUUCUUAGUCGUAGUUUGGAUGUUUGUUGUAUUGAUAUUGACUGCAAGUUACAGCGCCAACUUGACAUCAACCAAGACCAUUUCACGGAUACAAUUAGAUAAUCAGCUAAGUUUUGGUCCUUCCAAUAUGAAGAUUAGCAACUCCAUCAAUGCGAUUGAGGCCUACGCUCAGCUUUUGAGAGAUGGAACUGUCAAUCACGUAGUUGAUGAGAUACCCUAUCUCAAUAUUCUUCUAGGACAGUAUCCAGACGUUUUCGCCAUGACUGAUAGAGAGGCUGUUACCAAUGGCUUUGGCUUCAUGUUCCAAAAAGGCUCAGGUUUGGCUCCUAGAGUGUCAAGAGAAAUCGCGAAGCUAAGGACAUCGGGAACGUUAAAAGACAUGGAGAAAAGAUGGUUCCAAAAACUGGACUCAUUCUAUGUAAAUUCCAACGACAAUGAUGAUGAUGACAAUGCAUCAAACCGCUUCACCUUCGGUGAGUUGGGCGGUUUGUUCAUCAUUGCGGGAGCUGCUCAUGCUCUUGUACUAGUCAUGCAUCUCUUUCAGACACGUCGUGAGAUUUUGCGUGUUUUGUGCGAAUCUCGACUGUUCACUAAACUGAAAAGCUUUGCCCGUUUCUGGAGAUGCUAAAAAAAUUCAUAGUAAAUC
Raphanus sativus (radish) is the source of this 1891-nucleotide messenger RNA. RefSeq names its product glutamate receptor 1.1-like. The transcript is spliced from 5 exons. NCBI's taxonomy places the organism in Eukaryota, Viridiplantae, Streptophyta, Magnoliopsida, Brassicales, Brassicaceae. The coding region runs from base 14 to 1873 and encodes 619 amino acids. Gene Ontology annotation, cellular component: plasma membrane. Gene Ontology annotation, molecular function: signaling receptor activity; ligand-gated monoatomic ion channel activity. The record is from RefSeq and is a predicted model, not a curated record.